Messenger RNA from Ochotona curzoniae (black-lipped pika), 1442 nucleotides. RefSeq names its product cyclin C (gene CCNC). Gene Ontology annotation, molecular function: cyclin-dependent protein serine/threonine kinase regulator activity. NCBI's taxonomy places the organism in Eukaryota, Metazoa, Chordata, Mammalia, Lagomorpha, Ochotonidae. Gene Ontology annotation, cellular component: nucleus; mediator complex. Gene Ontology annotation, biological process: positive regulation of transcription by RNA polymerase II. Bases 166 to 1014 code for a protein of 282 amino acids. The record is from RefSeq and is a predicted model, not a curated record. The transcript has 12 exons.
CGUCCUGGAGACUCGGCUUGCACCCUCUUCCUGUCCCGCAGCCCGGGCGGAGCGGAGCGGAGCUGAUCUGAACUGGGAGCGCGGUUACCGGUCGGGCUGGGUCUAUGGUCGCUCCGCGGGCCGCUCCGCCGGCUGGUGCUUUCUUAUCAGGACAAGCUGUGUUCGAUGGCCGGGAACUUUUGGCAGAGCUCCCACUAUUUGCAGUGGAUUUUGGAUAAACAAGAUCUGUUGAAAGAACGCCAAAAGGACUUAAAGUUUCUCUCAGAAGAAGAGUAUUGGAAAUUACAAAUAUUUUUUACAAAUGUUAUCCAAGCAUUAGGUGAACAUCUGAAAUUAAGACAACAAGUUAUUGCCACUGCUACGGUCUAUUUCAAGAGAUUCUAUGCCAGGUAUUCUCUGAAAAGUAUAGAUCCUGUACUAAUGGCUCCUACAUGUGUGUUUUUGGCAUCCAAAGUAGAGGAAUUUGGAGUAGUCUCAAAUACAAGGUUGAUUGCUGCUGCUACUUCUGUAUUGAAAACUAGAUUUUCAUAUGCCUUUCCAAAAGAAUUUCCUUAUAGGAUGAAUCAUAUAUUAGAAUGUGAAUUCUAUCUUUUAGAACUAAUGGAUUGUUGCCUGAUAGUGUAUCAUCCUUAUAGACCUUUGCUCCAGUAUGUUCAGGACAUGGGCCAAGAAGACAUGUUGCUUCCUCUUGCAUGGAGGAUAGUGAAUGAUACCUACAGAACGGAUCUGUGUCUACUGUAUCCUCCUUUCAUGAUAGCUUUAGCUUGCCUCCAUGUAGCCUGUGUUGUGCAGCAAAAAGAUGCCAGACAGUGGUUUGCUGAACUCUCUGUGGAUAUGGAAAAGAUUUUGGAAAUUAUCAGGGUUAUUUUAAAACUAUAUGAACAGUGGAAGAAUUUUGAUGAAAGGAAAGAGAUGGCAACAAUUCUUAGUAAGAUGCCAAAACCGAAACCACCUCCAAACAGAAAUUCCCUGAGUGAUUCUCCACUAGUGGCAGGGCCUGAAGCUGCAAGAUGAUGGUGGACAAGAUAAGGCAAUAAUCCUGUUGCCACAGUUCCUGGUAUUUUCAGUUUUAGUUAUAUUUAUUUUAAACAUUCAGAAAUUUCUAGGAAAAUAACAUAUUUCUGAUUUAUAAAGGUUUGAUUUAUUUACAUAUGACAUCAUUAUGCCUUUGGACAAUGAGGUUUUUUCUUUUGUGUUUGUGUGUUUGUGUGUGUGUGUGAAAAAUACUACUUGAUUUUCUUUAAUAGUAGGAAUAGGAUUUUAUUUGUAAGAAUUAGUGAGAAACUUGUUCAGAAGAAGCUGUAUCUCUAUGUUGAGUGAUACCUGUAAUAACAAUGAAACCCCAUACCCUAAUUUAAAUUUUUGACUGUAUGUGGACACUAACUUCCAGAAUGCUUGGUAUGUGUAAGGACACAAACUUGUAUAAGAAUAAAAACAUAAAA